AUAAAAUUCAUAAUAUGGACACUUUGAGAUCAAAGCAAGGGCUAGUGUUAAGGUUAAAAGCAAUCAAUAGGACUAUACUUCAAACUAAAAUACCAGAUUUAAAUCAUAAAUUGAACUAUAUUAACAGGCUCUUGAAAAAGAAGAGAAAGCAAAGAUUUUUAAACCCUAAGCUAAAGAAUCAUAAAUUUGUUGUAAAACGGAAAUAAAGUUUACAGAAUUACCAGGAAUCAGAAAUCAGUCUCAUUUAGUAGAACUGCAAACAGAUUCAGAAGUCCUUCUUUGAAGAAAAAUAUCAGUCCUAGGAUUACUGCAAAAAGCCCUGAUCCUCAGUAUACACUGAUAUCUCCCUGAAGUCCAGAUGGAAAAGAGUUUGACAAAGUUCAGCAGAGAUAUAUGAGUAUUAUAAAGAAGGCUCAAGAUGCUAUUGGAAAAAGUCCUAGAGGCUUCGACUCUCCAAGGAUUCUUAAGAAGGUUCUCUCAGCUUGGGAAUCCUCUAAAAAUCAAGAAGAAGACAACAAGGAAUCCUUAUCCCCAACGGUGAAGGAUAGGCACCCUCUCCAGAACAACAGUGGAGAUUUUGAGCCGACAGAGAUCAGUAAUUUCAGACUAAGAGCGGAGCCUAGUACUUUUUCAGCGAUGGUUGCUCAUAAUUCUAAAUUUUCAUAAUUUCCUUAAACCUAACUGGC
Moneuplotes crassus is the source of this 686-nucleotide messenger RNA. The record is from the annotation of a GenBank genome assembly. Lineage: Eukaryota; Ciliophora; Spirotrichea; Euplotida; Euplotidae.